UCUUUCGUCUCCCAACACACCUUUUCCCCUUCCAUCUUCUCCUCUAUAACUUCCCUUCCUCCGUUAUUAUUCUCCUCAAACCCUCAACCUUCUCUCUUUAUUCUAACCCUUCCUCUUCCCUCAAAAUGGUUCGUGUCAAAGGAGAAAGUUCUAGUUGUAGACGCUCCAGCCGUCGUUUGUAAAGCCUAACAGGGCCUGAUGACCAUGUGAAUCUCUCUGACUACUACGAUGAUGAGACCAUCAGAACCUUUGCUGAAAAGAAAAGAAGUUCUCCUCCUCCAUCCAAAGAAAAUACUUCAAAGAAAAUCAAGAAUGGGGAGGAUGACGAUUUUGGACCCGAGGACAUGUAAACUAUUCUGGGGAUCUGCUGAAAAAGUAAAUUUUAAUCUCUUCAAAAAGCCGCGUAUUGCUACUCUCAUCAAUCUUGAUCAACUCAAAGAAUGUCAUCGCAAUGUAAGUGUUAUUUUCAAAACCCAAAAAUUUCUCCUUGUGUUUGCCUUCUCUAAACCAGAAGUUUUUGAGGAACCCGUAAGAAUGUUCUAUGCCAAUCUUAGGGUCUCUAAGGAUAGUGGAGAAUUGGAAACCCUGGUUAUGGGAACUAGGAUUGUUGUCAACGAUUUCCUAUUUGACAAGGUCUUUGGAGUCAAGUUUUUUGGAAAAAUUGAGUUUAUGAGGACUGUUUGGCUUGAAUAUUUUGAAGUUACUCUUGAAAAGGCUAGGGCCUUUAUAUCUGAACCUGAUUCUUACUUCUCUGAUCUUAGACCCUCUAAUUUAUGCUUUACUAACCGUGUUCUUUCUCAUAUUGAUGCAACUAUCCUGCUUCCUCGAGUUGGCUCUUUUAGUACCAUCACUGCAAGGGAUGUGUAUGUUGUUUAUUGUCUACUCAAGAAACACAAAGUCAACUGGGCCACUUAUUUCAAGGAGUAUAUGCUUGAGAGUGCCUUAGACACCUCUCCCUCCGCUAGCCUUCCUUAUGGAGCCAAAAAGCAAAAUGAAAGCUGUGAAGGACUAACUCAGCCAUACAAAUCAAGAUCACAGAAAAGGAAAAUAUAUUCCAAGACAUCAAUAAGAGAAGAAGUAUACGUGGGUCAAGAUCUAAUCUAGCCAAUAAAGAACACAUAUAUGGAAAGAAGUAAAAUCAGUAGGACAAUAGUAUACAAGAUCUGAAGGUUAACAAAGGAAGAUUUAUCUCAGUCAUAAAGGAAAGAAGACCAGCAAGAUUUCACGGAAAAUUACAUCAUUGUCACAAAGGAAAGAAGACCAGCAAAGCAGAUUCAUAUCUCGGACAAAAAGGAAAGAAAACCAGCAAGAUUUCAAGGAACAUCACAUAAUUGCUACAAAGGAAAGAAGACCAACAGAGCAGAUUCAUAUCAUGGACACAUAGGAAAGAAGACCAGUAAAGAAGAUUCGAAGAUCAAUCAGGAAAUCACUCAAAUCCCUGAUUGAGGAUAAAUUCCCUUGGGUUACCUUAGAGCGAGGCAAAUCAAAUUCAAUCCUAAGAAAUAUUGAUUCAUUGCCAAAAUCUUCAGACGUGAAGCCAGCUAUAAAGAGAAACAUCACAAGCCAAUGAUGAUUACAAUUUCACUUGAGCAAAAACAUCUAUUCAUUCUUCAUCUUGUAAAAAGCACUAUAGCUUGUAAAAGUCUGUGAGUGUUAGAAAAAGAAAAGAGAGAAUAGAUAGCUAUACAGGUAGAGGCUGUCACUAGAGGACAAUUAGAAAACUGUCCAAAACAGGAACUACGGUUCAAAACGAACCACUGCUAUAAUCAUGUUACCACCAAGGCUAUAAGGAAACCCUUAUAACCCAAGGGGACUGGAUUAGGCGCCACACCGGUGAUUCGAACCUGUAUAAAAUCUCUGUGUCUCAUUA
This is a messenger RNA of Lycium barbarum (goji berry), 1870 nucleotides long. RefSeq lists its product as uncharacterized. The record is from RefSeq and is a predicted model, not a curated record. NCBI's taxonomy places the organism in Eukaryota, Viridiplantae, Streptophyta, Magnoliopsida, Solanales, Solanaceae. The transcript is spliced from 2 exons. Bases 229 to 1104 code for a protein of 291 amino acids.